Messenger RNA from Trichomonas vaginalis G3, 864 nucleotides. RefSeq lists its product as uncharacterized. Lineage: Eukaryota; Parabasalia; Trichomonadida; Trichomonadidae. The record is from RefSeq and is a predicted model, not a curated record. Bases 1 to 864 code for a protein of 287 amino acids. The transcript has a single exon.
AUGCGUACUUCAAUCAGCAAUCUAAAAAGGAAACCAAUGAAAGCAACAAAGAAAAUAUUUUGGGAUGAACGUGGUGAUUUAAUACCGGAAGAUCCUCCUUCUCCACCUCCUAAAGAAAUACCACAAAUCGUUAUUAAAAAAGAAUCGCCAAAACCUAAAAAACGAACAAAAACUGAUGAAAUAGAAUAUAUUGAAUUGCAAUCAAAAGUUAAAGAAGCUAAGGAGCAAAGACAAAAGAAGAAUACGAUCAAGCCCGUAAAACGAAGUAGUUCAGUUAGUGAUUUUUCCAAAUUCAUACAAAGACAAAAUGAUUCAGCAAAACGACAUGUUGAGCAGCCUAAAAAGCAAGAGCAUAAAAUUACAUAUCAAAAUAAACGUUCUCAAUCAUUAACAAGACACAUUCCUUUUACUGUUUCAUCAGCUAGAACAUACCGAGCUCCUUCAAGAAUAAGUGAUUUUUCGUAUUUUGACGAUUUAAAUACAAGUGAGAAUUACACUGCACGAUAUAGCCCAUCUAAAACAAUAACAAAGGAUAUAACAAGUACAAGCACCUCAUCUAAAUUAUCAACUUCAAAAUUUAAUUACAAACAUUUCGAGCAAGAGGAAUUAGAUAGAACAAAACGACUACAGACAAAAAAGGAAGCAAUAUUGAAAGAAAACACCAUCAAACCUAAAAUUAUUCGACGAAAACCAGAUAUGGAAAAAAUAGAAAAAUUAGCACAACCUAAGGCACGAACAACAGAAAAGAUUAUUCAACCAGAUGAUAUAUUUGAUAUGAUACCGCCUCAACCAGCUAAAAAGAAACGAGGAGUUCCAAAAUAUAUCACACAAGUGAAUCAGUUUACGAGAUCACUCAAACAGUAG